Molecule: messenger RNA, 8285 nt
Organism: Erinaceus europaeus (western European hedgehog)
Lineage: Eukaryota; Metazoa; Chordata; Mammalia; Eulipotyphla; Erinaceidae
Product: collagen alpha-4(VI) chain-like
Exons: 39
Coding region: 128-7402 (2424 amino acids)
Biological process (GO): extracellular matrix organization
Molecular function (GO): serine-type endopeptidase inhibitor activity; extracellular matrix structural constituent conferring tensile strength
Source: RefSeq, a predicted model, not a curated record
UAGUACUAAACACUGGAAAGCUGUUGUGUCAUCGUGGCCUUGGAUCAUCCUGUAUUAUAGGAAAUCCCCAGAGUUCAAACAGCUUCUUAAGGGAUGAAAACAAGAAGGAGAAUUUGAAAGGACCGAGAUGAAAGAUUCUGCCAGGACUGUAAGACAGCAGGGGUACAAUUCCACACAAUUCCCACCACCAGAGUUCUGUAUCCCAUCCCCUUCAUUAGAAGCUUCCCUGUUCUUUACACCUCUGGGAGUAUGGACCAAAGAUCUUUAUGGAAUGCAGAAGGUGGAAAGUCUGGCUUCUGUAAUUGCUUCUUUGCUGAACAUGGACUUUGGCAGGUGCAUAUCUAGAAUGGGGAACUGGAAGACAUUUUGGGUGAUGCUCUUUGUUGCAUCGAGUUUUGCUUUCGCCAAGUCACAGAGAAUUGUGUGCAGGGAGGCCUCUGUGGGAGAUGUCGUGUUCCUGGUGAAUACCAACGUCAAGCCCGCAUACACCCGCAGCCUGCGGAACUUCUUGUACCAGCUGGUGGCGAGCCUCAAUGUCAGCAGAGAGACCAUUCGCAUAGGGCUGGCCCUGUACAGUGACACACCACAGUCUGAAUUCCUGCUUUCCACCUACCAACACAAAAACAAAGUGUUGAAGCACAUCCAGGGGCUACAGUUUAAGCCUGGAGGAAAUAAGAUGGGCUUGGCCCUGCAGUUCCUCCUAGAUCAGCACUUCCAGGAAACUUCUGGGAGCCGGCCAGGCCAGGGUGUGCCCCGGGUGGCCGUAGUGAUCAGCAGCAGAGCAGUGGAGGACCGAGUCCAGGAACCCGCAGCGGCACUGAGGAGGGCAGGCAUCCUGCUGUAUGUGGUGGGCAUCAGAGCUGCAGUCUCCACAGAGCUGAGGGAGAUUGCAAGCAGUCCUGCAGAGAAGUUUGUCUCCUUUGCUCCCAACUUCCCUGUUCUAAGCGGUGUGCUCCAGAAGUUACGCCAAGAGCUCUGUGACACCUUAGCAAAGGCAACUAAAACUGUUGAUCAGGUCUCUCCAGCCUGCAGAGAAGCAGUCCCGGCAGACAUUGUGUUCUUGGUAGACAGCUCAACUAGCAUUGGACCCCAGAACUUCCAGAAAGUGAGGAACUUUCUUCGCUCUCUUGUCUUGGGACUAGACAUCAGCAGUGACCAGGUCCGAGUGGCACUUGCGCAAUAUAAUGAUGACAUCUACCCGGCCUUUUCACUGAACCAGUCCCCUCAGAAGAGCAUGGUCCUGGAGCAGAUCCAGAACCUCCCCUACCGAACAGGAGGCACAAGCACAGGCAGCGCCCUGGAGUUUGUCAGGACCAGCUACUUGACUGAGGCAGCGGGCAGCCGAGCUAAGGACAGGGUUCCUCAGAUAGUCAUGCUGCUGACAGAUGGGGAGUCCAGUGAUGACGUCCAGGAGGCAGCCGGCAGAUUGAAAGAAGACGGGGUGGCUGUGUAUGUGGUAGGUGUCAAUGUUCAGGAUGUCCAGGAGCUGCAGCAAAUAGCCAGCGAGCCGUUUGAGAAGUUUCUCUUCAACACCGAGAAUUUCCACAACCUGCAGGACUUCUCAGGAAGCAUCCUUCAGACUCUGUGCUCAGCAGUGGAGGGUGAAAUGAAAGAAUUCACCAAGACCUAUGCAGAUGUGGUCUUUCUGGCUGAUACAUCACAGGCCACAUCUCAGGCCAGUUUCCAGUGGAUGCAAACUUUCAUUUCUAGAGUGGUGGGCUUGUUGGAUGUCGGCAGGGACAAGUACCAGAUUGGGCUGGCUCAGUACGGUGGUCAAGCACACACUGAAUUUCUGCUCAACAGCUACCAGACCCAGGAAGAGAUGCUCGCUCACAUCCGCGAGCGCUUCGUGCUGCGAGGCGGCUCCAGGAGGACAGGCGGAGCUCUGCGGUUCCUUCUUCAGACCUUCUUCCGGGAAGCAGCAGGAAGUCGAUUCCUCCAGGGUGUCCCGCAAUAUGCAGUGGUCAUGACGUCAGGCAAAUCUUCAGAUGAAGUGCAGGAUGCUGCCCAGAGCCUGAGGGAGAAAGGAGUGAAAGUCAUGUCUGUGGGGAUACAGGACUUUGACAGGAGAGAAUUGGAGGAGAUGGGCUCCUCAUCCCUUGUGUAUGAGAUGCAAGGACAAGAGGGAGCCAGGCAGAUGAUGCAAGAUGUGGGCAUGGUGCUUCAAGGCAUUCGGCAGCUUGGUGUCGGGAUGGAAGCAGAGAAAGCCUGUCCGACACCUACCCUUGCUGACUUAGUAUUCCUCAUUGAGGAAUUUAGCAGCACCAGGCAAUCUAGUUUCCAACAGGUUGUCAAUUUCUUAAAGACGACCGUCAAAUCUCUGAGCGUUCACCCAGAUGUUGUGAGAAUGGGCUUGGUCUUUUAUAGUGAGAAACCACGACUGGAGUUUUCACUGGACACAUAUCAGAAUCCAGCCCAAAUAUUGGAGCACUUGGACAAAUUAACCUACCGGGGAAGAAAAGGAAGGGCCAAGGCUGGCACUGCUUUGGAUUUCCUAAGGAAUAGGGUUUUCAUUCAGGAGAAGGGCGGCCGGUCCCACUACGGUGUGCAGCAGAUAGCGGUGCUCAUUGCGGAAGGCUCCUCCCACGACAACGUGUCCAGACCUGCUUCUCUCCUCCGCAGGACAGGGGUCACCAUCUAUACAGUGGGCACUGAGCUUGCCUCAGAGAGUAAGGAUCUGGAGAAGAUAGCCUCAUAUCCUCCUUGGAAGCAUGCCACCCCCCUGGAAUCCUUUUUGCAGCUCUCCGUUGUAGGAAAAAUGAUUAAGAACCAGCUGUGCCCCAAGUUCAUGGUGAGAGGGCCAUCCAUUUCUAGCAUGGACUCUGAUGUACAAAAAGGGUGUAUCCACAUUGAGAAGGCAGAUAUCUACUUCCUCAUUGAUGGGUCUGGCAGUAUCAACCCAGACGAUUUCCUUGAUAUGAAGACAUUUAUGAAUGAGAUGAUAAAAAUGUUCCAGGUUGGGCCUGACAGAGUACGGUUUGGAGCUGUGCAGUACUCAGAGGGAGAGAGCACCCACUUCAUCCUCGGUCAGCAUCCCAGCGUGACAAGGCUGAAGGAGGCUAUUGAUGGCAUCCAGCAGAGAGGAAGUGGCACGCUGACAGGCCAGGCCUUGAGUGCCAUGACUGAGAUCUUUGCAGACACUGCUCGCAGCAAUGUGCCUCGGUAUCUCAUAGUCAUCACUGACGGGAAGUCUACAGACCCGGUGGCCAAGCCGGCAGAGGCACUGAAGGGAGAUGGAGUCGUCAUUUAUGCGAUUGGUGUCAGAAACGCCAAUGAUACUGAGCUUAAGGAGAUAGCUGGCGACAAGGUGUUUUUCGUGUAUGAGUUUGAUGGCUUGAAAGCCAUCCAGAAGGAAGUGGUAAAGGACAUCUGCUCCUCAGAAACCUGUAAGAACAGGAAGGCUGACAUUAUCUUCCUGAUCGAUGGUUCCGAGUCUAUCUCCUCAAAAGACUUUGAGAAGAUGAAGGGAUUCAUGAGAAGGAUGGUGAACCAGUCUACUAUUGGUGCUGAUGAAAUUCAGAUUGGCCUUUUGCAGUUCAGCUCUUACCCACAGGAAGAAUUCAGGCUCAACCAGUACUUCUCUAAAGAGGACAUUCACAGGGCCAUCUCGGGUAUUCAGCAAAUGAACGAUGGCACUCGCACCGGGAAAGCCCUGAAUUUCACUCUGCCUUUUUUUGACAGUUCCAGAGGAGGGAGAAUUGGAAUCCAUCAGUAUUUGAUUGUGAUCACCGACGGGGUGGCCCAGGACGAUGUAGCCAGGCCAGCCAAGGCCCUCAGGGAUAGGGGCAUCAUUAUAUUUGCCAUUGGGGUGGGAGAAGCCAGAGACUCCCAGCUUCUGGAGAUUACCAAUGACCAGAGUAAAGUAUACUAUGAGGAAAGAUUUGAAUCCCUGCAGAACUUGGAGAAGGAGAUUCUUUAUGAGGUCUGCACCACACCAAAUGAGCCACCAGCCCAGGGAUGUAGCAUAGAUCUGUCUGUAGGAAUUGAUACCUCUGUUCCCACAUGGCAAGUUCAGCAGAAGCUUCAGAGGCUACUGCCAGAGGUGAUGCAACAUUUGGCCUUGCUUUCCAACAUCAGCUGUAGAAUCCCUGGUCACAUCAACACCAUGUUCCGUUACCUGGUUCCCAGCUUACCUGGCCAGCUGGCCUUUGACUCAGGCUUUGAGACGUACAGUGAGGAGGUCAUUCAGAAGUUCUUGAUUCAUCAGUCUUCCAAGAGCAGCCGUAUGGAUGUGGACUUUUUAAAGUCCCUAGGAGAUAAUGCUUUUCACCACUCUUCUGCAAAAGUAAAGGUCCUUUUAGUGUUUACAGAUGGACUGGAUGAUGACUUAGAAAGACUGAAGCAAAGCUCUGCGCUUCUCCGCAGCAAAGGAUUCUCCGGACUGCUCGUUGCUGGCCUGGAAGGCGUGCAUAAAUUAGAAGAGCUUCAGGAGCUCGAAUUUGGCCGAGGAUUUGCGUAUACCCAGCCCCUGAGCAUCACACUGCCAUCACUCCCAAGUGUUUUAGCAAAGCAACUUGACACCAUUGUGGAAAGAACAUGCUGCAACAUGUAUGCCAAGUGCUUUGGAGAAGAUGGACCAAGAGGUGUUAUUGGAGGCCCUGGGAAGAAGGGAGAGAAGGGUUUUGAUGGGCUACCUGGUUAUCCUGGUGAAGAAGGUGGACAUGGAGAAAGAGGCCCCCAGGGCCUUCCUGGACUCCGAGGAGAGGAAGGAUGCCCAGGUAUAAAGGGACCCAAGGGAGAAAGAGGGUUCUCAGGAGAGAAGGGUAGCCCUGGUGAGGAGGGGCUUAAUGGAUUGGAUGGUGAGCAGGGUAAUCCUGGAGUCCCAGGGUCAUCUGGUGUAAAAGGAGAUCAGGGAAAUAGGGGCCCGUCAGGACUCCCAGGGCGCUCUGGAGGGCAAGGAGAGCCCGGGCCAAGGGGCGAGCCUGGGGAUCCUGGCAUUGAUAGCUAUAUCCAUGGCCCGAAGGGGGAAAAAGGAAGGAAGGGACAUCAGGGACGAACUAGUUUUGAUGGACCUUGGGGGGAGACUGGAAAUGUUGGCCCACCGGGAUCAGGAGGAAGACGUGGUCUACCAGGGCUGAAGGGUGUGCGUGGAGAAUCUGGUCAUCGGGGCUUCCGAGGAGAACUUGGGCUUCCAGGCUCACAGGGACAAAGAGGAAGACAAGGACCACCAGGACUGUUUGGGCAAAAAGGCGCGCUGGGGCCUCAGGGAAAUUCCGGACCACCAGGGCCAAGUGGCUCAAAAGGAAAAGAUGGACCAAAAGGAAUGAAGGGAGAAGUUGGUGAUGUAGGAGCAAAAGGCCCACAAGGUCAACAAGGAGCAAGAGGGCAGCCUGGUCGUUUUGGUCCAGACGGAUUUGGACGUCCAGGAAGAAAGGGGACAAAGGGUGACCCUGGCUUUCCUGGCUCUCCUGGUGCACAUGGAGAAGAUGGUGACCCAGGCCACAUAGGAGAGAAAGGGGCAAAGGGCAUCAGAGGGAAAAGGGGCAGUGCUGGUUUUCCUGGACUUGCUGGAACUCCGGGUGAUCAAGGCCCACCAGGACCAGUGGGCAUCAAGGGCCCCAAAGGUUUGAUUGGUAUGACGCCUUGUGAGAUGGUUGAAUUUAUACGAGAAAAAUGCCCUUGCUCAAGAGGUGUUUCUAAAUGUCCAGUGUUCCCCACGGAAGUGGCCUUUGCCCUGGACAUGUCAAAUGGUGUCUCCCAGUUGGAUUUUGAGAGGAUGAGAGGCAUUUUAUUAUCUCUGCUGAAGAAGAUGGAAAUAAGUGCGAGUAACUGCCCAACAGGUGCCCGAGUGGCCGUUGUUUCCUACAACAACAGAAUCAAUCACCUGAUUCGCUUCUCAGACUACAAGGGGAAGCCUGACCUGCUGCUGGCUGUCAGGAAAAUCCCCCUGGAACGGUCAUCUGGCAGCAGGAACCUCGGGGAUGCCAUGAGGUUUGUGGCAAGACACACAUUCAAACGUGUGCGCUCAGGGCUCCUCCUGAGGAAAGUGGCUGUGUUCUUCCAGGCGGGCUGGGCCCAGGAUGCAGACACCAUCAGCACUGCCACCCUGGAGCUCAGUGCCCUGGAUGUCACUUCUGUAGUCAUCACAUUCACAGAAGGACACAACCUCCCAGAUGCCCUGCUGAUGGAUGGAACCAACAGAUUUAACCUCUUUGUCUGGGAGACAAAGCGCCAACAGGACUUGGAGCACAUGGCACGCUGCACUCUCUGCUUUGACAAAUGCCAGCCAGCCCCUGAGUGUGGGCCAGUGGCUCCCGGGCCCCUGGCAGCGGACGUGGACUUGGCGUUUGUGGUGGACAGCUCCCAUGGCAUCAGCGCUGACGUGUACCAUGCCGCCUUGAAUCUAGUGGCGGCUGUGCUUGAUGACCUGGAGGUGGCUACACAGCCCAGCACAUCUUACCUCGGGGCACGUGCAGCCCUGGUGACAUACACAACUCCUGGUUUCUGGCCAGGUUCAGGUCACUCCCCUGUGCUGGAACGCUUUCACCUGACCUCCUACAGCCACCGGGCACAGAUGCAGAGGCAGGUCCUGGAGGCUGCAGAGAAUCUUCUACAGGGAGCUCCAGCCUUGGGACAUGCCCUAGAGUGGACUCUUGAGAAAGUGCUCCUGGAAGCCCCACUACCCAGAAGGGCACAAGUCCUUUAUGCCAUCGUGGCCAGCGAGACUAGCAGCUGGGACCGGGAGAAGCUAAAGACUCUGUCCAUGGAGGCCAAGUGCAAGGGCAUCACUCUGUUUGUGCUGGUCUUGGGCCCAGGCGUGAGGAUGCACCAGCUGGCUGAACUGGCUCUUGUGGCCAGUACCCCCUCAGAGCAGCACCUGCUUUAUUUACAGAGCGUCUCACACCUGGACAUGGCCUAUGCCCGGGGAUUCACACGCGCCUUCCUGAACCUCUUGAAAAGUGGGACAAACCAGUAUCCACCCCCGGAACUCAGUGAAGAAUGUGGGGGCCCGAACCGGGGAGACACUCAGCUGAGAUCCACUAGGCCUCUCAAGAGGUUGUCCCCAAGCCAGUUAGACAUAGCAGGUUUUGCUGACGAUUGGAAAACACUGAAUGGAACAGGCUUUUUUCAAGAGGAGGAGAGGAGAGCUGUAUCACCAUCACUAACUUGGCAAGAAGCACUUGGCAUUUUUGGAAAGAAUGAAUAUAAUGCUAAAAACAGUGAACAAGAAAUGCCCACAAGACAAAAAGGAGCUGGAAAAGAAACUGAUUCAGGUACUGCUGAUGGUCCUUGUUCUAUGGAGCCAGUGGGAGGAGAGUGCCAGGAUUACAUCCUCAAGUGGUACUAUAACAGGAAGAAACAUGCCUGCCUUCAGUUUUGGUAUGGCAGCUGUGGGGGCAAUGCCAACCGGUUUGACACCAAGGAAGAAUGCCAAGUUCGUUGUGUCCCAAAACCCGUGUAGCCUUAGACAGAGACACAGUGCUUCCGCAUCUUUUAAUAUCCAACAAAACUAAGGCUGGCCUUGGGGAGAAGUGCCGCACAGCUCGGAAGUGACAGAGACCUCUCUGUAUUCUGAAAGGUCAGAGUCCUAACAGUCCUGAAUUUUUUCUCCCACCUACAAGGACUUAGACUAGAUGCAGUGUGACUUAAGAAGGACCGUAUCCUAGUAGUGAAAAGAACAAGUAACCAAACAUUUCCCAAUAGUUAUUUCAGUGUUUUAGAGCUUAAUUAAAAAAAGAAACUUGGACUAUACAGUUACUUUAAAUUUAGAAGAAGGGACUGUGUAACCAAAAGGAAAGACAGAAACAGUGUGAUACCAGAGAGAUAGCCCACCAGAUGGGGGUGCCUGCAUCACCAUGGGCACAACCCAGCUCCUCGUGGGAGCUGCUAAUGCUGUGGUGUCUCUCCCUAUAUGUAAAUGAAAAGGGAGACCCAGAGCUGGGAAUCAUGCAUGCGCAAGGCCCUAGCUCCAGUGGAUAUAUAAAUAAGUAAGUAAAAUAAGAUCGAUGUGAGCAGCGACUGAAAUCUAAAUUGGAAAUGAAUUAAAAUGUGAAUUUUGAGCUGGGGUGACAGCAUAAUGGUUAUGCAAAAUGAUUUCAUGCCCCCAGAUUCAGUCCCCAGCACCACCAUAAGCCAGAGCUGAGCAAUGCUCUAGUCUUUCUCUGUGUGUCUAUCUCCCUGUGUCUCUCUCAUUAAAUAAAGAAAGAAAAUAUUUUUAAAAAGAGAAAUUCAAAUUUUAUCUAUGUCACUGGAAUACAUGGAUCAAAAUGGGUCUGGAAAAAGGGGUAUGUGAAAUUUUAUCUGUACUACCGAGCGUAAAAAUAAAGGCUGCCUUCAUUAAGUCA